AUGUCUACCGUUUUAUCUACUACCUCUUCUUUAUCUACAAAUGCUAUCCAUCAAACAUUUCAAAUUUUGUCUUCUCAAGCAAAUAUACCACCUGCACCACAUUGGUAUUCACGUUCUGAGCAAACUUAUGAAGCAGCUGAAGCGAGAUUAUUAUCAAAAAUGCAAUAUUAUGGAAUGGAAGGGAAAACAACAGGUACACCGGGGGACUCGAAAACAAUUGUUCGUAUUGGUUUAGUCGAUUUGGAUGGUGAUGGAGUCAGAAAAAUAAAUACUUUGUCUGUUGAUAAUGAGCUUGGUUUUACUCUAAUAUCACAAACAAAUUUAUCCGUUAGAUCUCAUACCGCCGCAUUUAAUGAAAAUUCUCCUGCAAAGAAUCUAGUUAUGUGUCAUGGUUUUGGAGCUGGAUUAGGAUUUUUUUAUCGUAAUUAUCAUGCUCUUAGUCAAGUUCCAGGUUGGAGAAUAUAUAGUAUUGAUUGGCUGGGAAUGGGUAGAAGUUCUAGACCAAAAUUUAACGUGAAAGGAAAAACAGUCGAUGAAAGUGUUGAAGAAACUGAGAAUUUCUUUAUAGAUUCGCUUGAAAAAUGGCGACAAAUACAUAAAAUUGAAAAAAUGACAUUGUUAGGUCACAGUUUAGGAGGUUAUUUAGCUGCCGUAUACGCACUGAAAUAUCCAGAGCAUAUUGAAAGAUUAAUAAUGGUUUCUCCUGUUGGAGUCCCU
This is a messenger RNA of Entrophospora sp. SA101, 717 nucleotides long. Lineage: Eukaryota; Fungi; Glomeromycota; Glomeromycetes; Entrophosporales; Entrophosporaceae. The record is from the annotation of a GenBank genome assembly.